Molecule: messenger RNA, 2341 nt
Organism: Sebastes umbrosus (honeycomb rockfish)
Lineage: Eukaryota; Metazoa; Chordata; Actinopteri; Perciformes; Sebastidae
Product: protein SSUH2 homolog
Exons: 12
Coding region: 153-1226 (357 amino acids)
Molecular function (GO): heat shock protein binding
Source: RefSeq, a predicted model, not a curated record
AGACUUUUAUUUUUUAAGGUUUCACCGGAAGUUGUGUUUUAUUGUGGGUGUUUGGACACUUUUGGACAGCUGCUUGUAACAUAACGGUGGUGUCAAGCUACAGGAGGAAUUGUCUGGAUUUAUUGAUACGAUACUGAUCAAAGAGCAGCAGGAUGAACAGCGCAGCCGUGUAUCCACCUCUCAACGCCCCCGCGGCCAACAUGUUUGGCAACGUGCCUGGCUACGAAGGCACCGUGGCAGGAGGAGGAGGUUUCCUGCCCCCUCCUAUGCCCAUCGAGCCUUCAGCCCCGCCCCAACCCGGGCCUUCACCUGACGAAUGGAGCAUCCCCACUCUGUCGGAGGAUGUUGCCCGCGAGGCAUUCAAGAGCUUUACGUCGUAUCAGUGCUGCUGGGGUAAAGGUCCAGUCAACGAUGGAGUCAUCACCAGCAUGGAGCCGUUCAACACCUACAGGUAUCGACUGGAAACGUUCACUGAGUCCAGGUCAACUGAGUGGGCCACCAAACCUUAUGAAGGUGAACCGGCUGACUUCUACACCCAGACCGCACCCCGGCCCUGGGAGAUCCAGGCCACGACUCCAAACCUCUUCACCAAUCACACGGAGGAGAUCCGCGUGCCCUACACUUCCUCCCUCAAGGAGUGCGACAGCUGCCAUGGCUCAGGGAUGAAGCCGUGUGAGGAGUGCCAUGGAGAUGGACAUAAACCGUGCUGGGUGUGCAACGGCUCUGGGACGAGGACGGAUGAGAGUUGCGAUCGCUGUAAUGGUACAGGCAAAGAAAGGUGUACCGAAUGUAAUGGAAAUGCAACGAAGCAGUGUGAAACCUGUAAAGGAAAACGACAACUUCUGGCCUACAUCAAGCUCAAAGUGGAGUGGACUAACAAUGUGGAGGACGACGUGGUGCAGCAGAACUCUGGCCUAAAGGUUGAUGAUCUCCGUUCAGUGACUGGGAAGGAGCUGUUCAAGAACAACCAGUACCUGCUCUACCCACUGCUCGGGUUCCCAAACCCGGCCAUCUCUGAGGCCUCUGAGCGUCUGGUCAGAGACCACCAAAGCAAGUACGCCCAGACCUCCAGGAUCCUGCAGCAGAGGCAGACGGUCGAGUUGAUCCCCAUCACUAAAGUCAACUACAAGUGGAAAGGCGACUCUCACGUCUACUUCGUCUACGGCAAUGAGAACCAAGUCAGCGCUGACAAUUACCCUGCAACCUGCUGCUGUGUCAUCCAGUAGACACACACACACACACACGCGCGCGCACACGCAUACACACACACACACACACACACACACACACACACUGUCCCAAACAGUUAUUCUGUUUCUUUUUUAAUACUAUCUCCUCCCUCCAGGACAGCUUUUAACCAUCCACUGCACACAUUAAGAGUUUUCCACAAAAAUCGUCCAAUUAGAUGGAGAGUGGUUCCCACCGGGUUCCCACAAGUGGUCGGGUCCCACUUUUGCAGCAUGUUAAAUGUACUUAAACGGACACACAUUUGUUUGUGAUAAAGAAUUAAUUUUGAAUAUUGUCUGAAAUUAAUACAAAACUGAAACUUCAGUAUGUAAUGUUUCACUCAAAAAGAAAGGGAAGGUAUGGCGUAACUUUCUCAGUACUGGCAUCAAGUAUUUGUCUCCACAUUAACUAAACAAUCCUGGAGGGACUCGAUUUAUCUGCUGUUUUUCCAAAACUGUCCGCUCAGUUCUGACUCUACCUCCUGUUAGGACACCGUGAUGCUCCACCAGGUGUCCUGAUGAGAGAAAAUAAUAGACAUUCUUGUCAUUUAUCCUUCAUAUCAAGAAUUACAUUUAAUCUAGAUAAACUUUUAAUCUUUCACAUUUAGAACUAAAUUGUAGGUAUCCAAAUUUAAGAUUGAAAAAAUGUAUAUUUUAUGGUUAAACCAGCCUGCUGUAUGUAUCCCAUUAUUGUCUCUGUGUGGACACCUGUGUUGAACAUCAUGUCUCUGACAACAUGACCACUUACCAAAGAUAUGUUUUCUGUUACAAAACACUUUUACUGAACACACAUUAUGCCAGUAUGUGCCAUUUAAUGUCCUCAAUAUUGCAUGGAAAAUGUCCAAAACAUUAAUGUUUUAAGGACAAGCAGGAGUGUUCAGCCCAGAAGGCAGAAACAUAUAAAAUUGAUGAUAAGUAAAUAGUCAAUGAGAAAUAGUAAAUAAAAAUAAAUAUGGAGAUAUGAGAUUUUCAUCUGGCAGAGGUUAAUAUAUGAUAUGUGAUAAUUCUUUAUGUGUGUAUUGUAAUCAGAUGAUGGAGGAAGUGAAUGCUGCUCUGUAUGGGGAACAGAGACACAGUUUAUAGAGCAGCAAUAGAAUCUGGUUCACGUGGUUUAA